This is a messenger RNA of Penicillium roqueforti, 522 nucleotides long. RefSeq lists its product as uncharacterized. The coding region runs from base 1 to 522 and encodes 173 amino acids. The transcript is spliced from 2 exons. Lineage: Eukaryota; Fungi; Ascomycota; Eurotiomycetes; Eurotiales; Aspergillaceae. The record is from RefSeq and is a predicted model, not a curated record.
AUGGACGACUCUUUACCGACUGCGAAGCUAGGUCCCCCUCCCCCCCCCUCAUCUGCUAACUAUAGUACAGAUACCACCACCUCCCCGGUAAAGCCCGCGGGGCCCAUGGGGUUCUUUGCUGCAGUUGGUGAUUCGUCGUCGUCUGCACCGAGUUCGUCAAGUCCCACUUCCGACGGCAGCUUCGCUCCGCGAGUUGACGGACUUACCCAGGUCAUUACGGCUAUCGGUCUAACCUUUGGACGUGAAUCGGGGUCACCCGAUGAGCUAUCCUUUGGAGAUGAUGGCGGGCCGGAUCGAGGGGCGGAAGUGAGUGUUGCAGCAGAAACGGUCAGGCAAGUCCGAUUCCUUCUGCGGUAUGGUGAUUAUGCUGGCAUGGUGUGGAAUGUUUUACGUAGGAUCUCGCGACUUUCCAACACGCCUCUGCCAGACACCGUUGUCGCAUUUGAUGCCGAACUCGACAUUGGUGAAGAAGACCAGGCCGUCGAAGAAUUGGGAGGGCCCCUGGGGCCUGGCAAAUUCUGA